Emiliania huxleyi CCMP1516 is the source of this 342-nucleotide messenger RNA. RefSeq lists its product as hypothetical. NCBI's taxonomy places the organism in Eukaryota, Haptophyta, Isochrysidales, Noelaerhabdaceae. The record is from RefSeq and is a predicted model, not a curated record. The transcript has a single exon. The annotation marks the transcript as partial.
AUGGUGGUACUGGAGCUCUCGUCCAAGGCGGUGCUGGACGUGUCGAAAGCGGAGCUCGAGGCGGAGCUGCACCGGUGCAGGGUGGAGGAGAGGGAGCUUCUCCUCUCACUCUCAUCGGCGGAGGCGGAGGGGCUGCAGAGCGGCACGGAGAGCGAAGCUUCGGACCCGGCGGCGGAGGCGGACUGCUUCUGUGGCACUGAUCGCCACUUGCCGACCAGCAGCCUCCCUUUCGAAGGCGCGUGGGUCGCGUGCGACUCCUGCGACCGAUGGUGCCACGGCGAGUGUGUCGGCCUCUCCAAGGCCGAGGCGGAGCAGCUGCAGCACUUCGUCUGCCCGCCGUGC